Vombatus ursinus (common wombat) is the source of this 5007-nucleotide messenger RNA. It is a transcript of the gene TMEM131L, whose product is annotated as transmembrane 131 like. NCBI's taxonomy places the organism in Eukaryota, Metazoa, Chordata, Mammalia, Diprotodontia, Vombatidae. The transcript is spliced from 35 exons. The record is from RefSeq and is a predicted model, not a curated record. Gene Ontology annotation, cellular component: membrane. Bases 1 to 4872 code for a protein of 1623 amino acids.
AUGGCCCGGCUCCCCUGCCCGCAGCCCGGAGCCUACUGCCGCGCCGCCACGGCCGCGAACCUCCUGUUGGGCCUCUUCCAGCUCCUGUGGCCCUGCUGCCGCCCGGGAGGGGCUCAGGCACAAGUCGUUGAGCCCCUGCCCAAUGUGGUCGAGCUGUGGCAGGCAGAAGAAGGGGAACUCCUGCUGCCCACUCAGGCUGAUUCUGAGGAGGACUUGGAGGAGCAUUCCCAAGAACAAAGCUUCUCAGAUAAGCUAUCCAGUGGGAAGGGCUUACACUUUCAGCCUUCAGUGCUAGAUUUUGGAGUGCAGUUAUUGGGACUUCCCACAGCCAAAAUACUAUAUGCUCAUAACCCUAGUAGGGAUAAAGAAGUUGUAGUGAAUUCAGUGUUUACAGCUUCUAGACAUUUUCAUGUGUCUCCUGUUCAUUGCAGGGUGAUUCCAGCAAUGGGACAAACCUCCUUCAGAAUUAUUUUUUUACCAACUGAACAAGGGAGCAUUGAAAGUUCUUUAUUUAUAAAUACAUCCUCUUAUGGAGUUAUUUCCUACCAGGUCUUUGGAACUGGAGCUCCACGAUUCUCCACUGAAGGUUCCACAAAACAGUUACCGAAUGCUCAUUUGCUGCUUCCCCAUGUCCAGAGUGUCCAGAUUUCACAAACACAGGCAGAAACCACUAAUACUAGUCUCUUACAAGUUCAUCUAGAAUGCAGUUUACAUAAUAAAGUUUGUCAGCAACUCAAGAGUUGUUAUCUAGAGUCAGAUGACACCUUGCUGCUACAGAUGAGCAUAAUUCUAACCACGGAAACCUCCCCUGAAGAAUAUGAGGAGAGCAGACAAGAUUUACUAGAUAAUCUCUCCAUUGUUUAUGUAGCUAUAGACAAAACUGAGACCUCAGAUGACUCUGCAGUAAAUAUGUAUGUAUUACAUUCAGGAAACAGCCUUCUGUGGAUACAGGAUGUACAUCAUUUCUCACAAAGAGAUUCUUUAUCUCUGCAAUUUCAACCAGUCCUGCUACCCUCUUCUGCAACCAAUUUUACCAAAAUUGCUUCUUUUAUUUGUAAAGCUCCAUCAUGUCUCAGUGAAACUGAUUAUCGUGGGGAAGGAAGAAAUCUGAAAGGCACGGCCACAUUGCAAGCAUGUCUCUCUCGCCCUGUGGUGCAAGGGUAUUUUGCGAUUGACCCUUCUGCAGUCCAGUUUCACCUUGAGCCACACUGGAAUGCAUCCGGAAUUUGGUCAAUCUGGUACACUAGUCAUUUUAGUCCUGUUGUUGUUAUAAAUAAUGUGCUUGUUCCCAAGGAUACCAGGCAUAUUUUAAAGAUUCAGAAUUUCACUGGCCCCUUAUUUCUACCUCCAGGAUGUUGGAAUAUAUUUUCUUUGAGACUUGGUGUUAAAGACACUGCAGUAAAUAUGUUCACCCAUGUGUCUUUGACCACAAACAUAGGCGCUACGUUUGUAAUACCUCUCCAGAUUUAUUCACCUCCAGCCAAGGCAGGGAGUCUGGUCUCUGAAGCAGUAGCCCAUUGUGGAAUGCACUAUUACAUGGAAAAGUUAAAUAAAGCAAGUCCUUAUUGGCAGGAAGGCUUUUCUUUGAACCAUUCUACUCCAAAGGUGGAUUCUGAGCUUGCAAACAAAUUGUAUCAGAGCUGGCAGAAGAUAAAAAGUGGUCAACUCUGCAGGAGGAGUGUUUUGGGAAUGACUCCAUUUGUUUAUCCAAAGAAGUCUCGAGAAUCAGGGUCAUUUGCUUCCUCUUUGCCACGUUUAAUCACAGAGCCUGGGCUUACGUUGAACUUCAGUGCGUCUGCCCUCAGGACCAGUAUGGUGAAAUAUUUUGUGCUGAGGAAUCCCUCAUCUUUCCCAGUUACCCUGCAGCUGCUCCCUCUGUCUUCAUAUCCUGAACCUGAAUGGGCAUUGAACCUGCUCCAUAAAUGGUUUGACAUCGAUAUCCAAACGAUUAAUUUCACAACUGGUGAAUUCCAGCUUACUGAAAUGUGCCCCCAUCUGGGUACAAGGGGCCAUGAAGACCUUCGUGUGACAGCCCAGUCUGAAGAGCUGCACCUGCAUCUACAGCCCCUGGAAAGGAGAAGGGUUGGGGUUGUUUUUACACCCGUCGACUACAGAAAAGUAACCUCAAUUAUACUCAUAAGAAAUAACUUGACCAUUUUUGACAUGAUCACCGUGGAAGGAUUUGGAGCAAGAGAGUUACUGAAAGUUGGUGGAAGGCUUCCUGGUACCGGAGGAUCCCUUAGGUUUAAGGUGCCUGAAUCCACUCUCAUGGACUGCCGACGGCAAUUGAAGGACAGCAAGCAAAUCUUAUCUAUUACCAAAAACUUCAAGGUUGAGAAUGUCGGUCUUCUUACCACAACGGUUUCCUCAAUGAAGAUCAAUGGGUAUAAUUGCCAAGGCUAUGGAUUUGAAGUGCUUGGCUGCCGAGAGUUUUCUCUGGAUCCAAACUCAUCCCGGGAGAUCAGCAUUGUGUUCACUCCUGACUUCACUUCUUCAUGGGUUAUUCGGGAGCUGACUCUUGUUACCGCCGCAGACCUAGAAUUCCAUUUUACGCUCAAUGUCACCCUUCCUCAUCACUUGUUACCCUUGUGUGCUGAUGUCGUGCCGGGGCCCAGUUGGGAAGAGUCUUUCUGGAAACUCACAGUUCUCUUUGUCAGCUUGUCCCUGUUGGGUGUGAUCUUAAUAGCCUUCCACCAGGCACAGUACAUCCUAAUGGAGUUCAUGAAGUCCAGACAGAGACACAAUCCUAUUUCGUCUUCACAACAGAAUAGCAGUCCAGUUGAUGUAAUCAGCCCUGAAUCGUACAAAAGCAGUUGCAAGACGUUCCUGGAUUCCUACAACCCUUCUGAUAAAGGCAGAGGGAAGGGCUUCCUUUCAGUCAGUGCUCCCCCAAACAGGAUCCAAAAUGCCACCAAGAGAAGUCCCGCCACAUAUACCCACCCUCAGAAGAAGCAUAAGUGUUCUGUGUACUAUAGCAAACAGAAAGCCAGCCCGGUGGGGGCCUCUAGUGCCAGUGCGAAUCCUGACGACAAGCAGAGCCUGAUUCCUGGAAGCUUGGCGUCUGCCCCAAAGGAGGACUCCUGUGCUGAAGCUGUCAGUGAGAGCUGGAUUAAUCUAAAAUAUGCCAAUGGCCUAAAUGUGAACCUGCAAAAGAAUUUAACCCUCCCAGGAAACUUUCUGAAUAAAGAGGAAAAUGCCCUGAAAAAUAACCUAAUUGUGAAAAACCCUUCUUCAGAAUGUGAUAUGAAGGAGGAAGUACAAAGAUGUAUGUUUCCUAAGGAAACUGAACUUAAAACUUCAGAGACUGUAUCUGAGCUCAAGGAAAGGGAGCUCUGUCCUCUGAAGACCUCAAAGAAGCUACCUGAAAAUCACUUCCCUAAAAGCUCACCUCACCACCAGUCAGACUUGCAAGAAAUUUCCAGGAAAAAUCAUGGGAAUAACCAGCAAAUGGCUAUUAAGAAUGAAGUAGAAAGUUAUGAAACUUUGAAAAAACAGGUUGAUGCCAAACCUUCCUCAGAAAAGAAGAUUCACAAAAUACCUAAAGAAGAUACAUGUUGUGGGAAACAGGACGUCCCAUCUUCAGUCGAGCAGCAAGAAGAUAGGAAGAAGAGACAGCAGGAAAAGAAGGAUGGAAAUCUCCCAAAUCUAAAUUGGAAUAAAACCAGAACGUCUAGAAAAAACAAGAAAAAAAGUGUUACUGCAUCUACAAGGGCUCCUGAACAGAAUGAAUCAAAGCACGUGUGCACUGAUUUUGAAAGGCCCGAGCUGAGAGGUGGCACUCCUUUGAGGAGCUGGUGCAUGCAGAGUGGUACCAUGGACAUUUGUAAAACAGAACCCAAAAUUACUUCUGCAGCCCCAGGAGAAACAGAAGGUCAUUACCAGCGGCCUAAAAAGAAAUGUGGAGACAAGUUUUGUUCAGAUUCCAGCUCAGACUGUGGCAGCUCGUCAGGGAGUGUGCGGGCUAGCCGGGGCAGCUGGGGUAGCUGGAGCAGCACCAGCAGCUCCGAUGGAGACAAAAAACCCGUGCUCCCUACCCGGCACUUCCUGCCCUCUCGUGAGAACAUUUCACAAACUGAUUUUCCAACUGAAACCCCUAUUACUUUGAAUCUGUCCCACAACAUCUGCAACCCCAGCAGAGACAUGAAUACCAUCCCUCAGUAUACAGAAACCCUUUGUCCCAGCUUCCCAGACGUGACUUCAGAUCCUGAUAAAAACAAAGGUCUUUAUCCCCCCAGUGAUUUGUGGCCAGGCCAGCCAGUAUGUCUAACAAACAGCUUAAACUACAACCUUGAGAACAGUAUGCCUUGCAUGAUCCAGGAAUCCCCUCCUGUUCAGAACAGUUUCAUUGACUGGAAUACAGCUUGUGAAGGCCAGUUUCCCAAUGUGUAUUGCCCGCUAGAAGUGAACGAUUACAACGGCUUUCCAGAAGAAAACAUGAAUUAUCACAAUGGCUUCCCCUGUCCUACAGAAGUUCCAAACACAGCUUUCAUCAGUCAUAGCUCCCAGUCAUCUUGGAGUACCCCACCCAGUGUGCCUCCUGCCUGGGAACCUGCCAGCUAUGUCAGCCCUUCUGUCAGUGAUCCUGAGUUUACACCCUACCUCUCAAGCACCAGAAGCUUAUCUCCAAUGUCUGGACUUUUUGGCUCCAUCUGGGCUCCCCAAAAUGACAUGUACGAAAGCUGCUGCUCCAUCAAUCCCACCACCCAGCAUUCCACUCACAUGGAAAAUCCAGCAGUGAUGUGCAAACAGGAAUAUUACCCAAGGUUUAACCCUUUCCGUGCCUAUAUGAAUCUGGACAUAUGGACUACCACAGCAAAUAGGAACACAAACUUCCCACUUUCUAGGGACUCAGGUUACUGUGGAAAUGUGUGAAUGGAAUUUGGUUUUAAACAAUGUGAAUAAAGAUGCUUGUGUUUUGAUUUCUAGAGUAAGCUGGUUGUUGAGAUAGAUGGCAGCGUUGGUGAAUAUUUUGGCACUUUUAUAUGGAAAAUAAAUUUUUUUAAUGAA